GCACCCACUCCAACACUCCUCCUCCGCGCCCCUCGUCCACGCCGGCACGCACGCAACACAGACAAAUACCCUCUCAUGGAGCUGCUGCACAGUUGACCAUUGCGCCUCCACGAAACCACGCGCUCUCUCCGCAACACCCGCCUCGACUCUCGCUACCGGGGACACUUGGCCAGCUGCCGCCAUAUUGUGUAGGGAUUCGUAUCCGCCAACAUCGCUUCCGUGACGCGCCCUUGCUCUGCCAUUGCGCAAACCCAACGAGUGCUAUGCUGCGUUCCUGUGCCAACUUGUGAUGCUGUCGAACGACCUGCUUUCCGCCGCGCAACAUCCAGCCAUUUCACCACACAACUCGGCCUCGCCAUUGAUCUCCGAACAGCAGAGGACCGACCUGCACGACCGAGGGCACGAGCAGACGACUUCUGCGCAAGAAAAAGAUUCGAAGAGCUUUAAGCAGAGACUUCUCCAGCUUGCGGGCAAGAAAAAGGACGAAAAGGUCAGAAUGGAGGCCAUGAAUACUACUGCGUUCGAAAAAGCUGUCAAUGCUGCUGGCACAGCAGAAUCGCAAAGCACCACACAGCAGCGACAGCCGGACUUGAAGCCGCAACCGCGACGGACACCUGCAUCUCCCUCGCGACUUCCCUACCAUUCAGCCAUGUCUGCGUCUCCAUCGAGACUACGAUCGAGUUCACCUCGACUGCACAGCCCGGCGUCUUCCGAGAUCUUCGAACGCAAUGUCCAAGAGCCGCUACCGAUCUCAACAUUGAGCAAUGAACUUACCGACGCACACAUCCCGGCCCAUGUCAUGACAGAAGACGACAUUCCGCCUGCACUGGACGCUUCAGCAGAGGCAAUAACAAGCAAGUCGCUGAAUCCAGACGAGGUUGAGAUUGUUACAUCGACUUCUCACCAACCCGCAGCAGCCAGCGUCUUGGAUGGCUCGACUAGUCAAGCAGACCUUAUCUCACUAAAUUCGCCAUUGAGAUUUGAGACACCGAUCGACUCCGAGCCGGCCUCGAGCCUACAGGCAUCUAGCGUACUGCAGAAUCUCGACGACGAGGUCGCCAGUAGCUACGGCCAAUUGGAUCCAAACGAUGUUCGACGGCUUAGCUUCAUAUCCUUCAAGGAUAUUGUGCAAAGUGAACUCCAGCAACAACACUUGGCAGAAAUCGGGAAUCGUGACUCACUUCACAUUGGUGGGCACUCGUUCAGCAGCUCGAUGAAUGAGCGAGCUACCUCUCCCUUGCGGUCCCCACGAUCCCCAACAUCGUCUGCUGCAGCAUCAGGAGGCGUCACCACACCUCCACCAGGACUCAACAUCUCCUACCCUUUGGCUGAGCAAUCACCUGGCAGGAUCGGAAGCCCUGGAAGCAUGCACGGAUCUGCGCAUGGACAUGGAGAGCUGACCAUCGAAACGAUGAGUCAGAGUAUUAGAAAGACCGCCAGUGGCGACCUCAGCAAUGUCAGAAUCCGCGACGGAAGUGAUGGCAUACGAUCCGCUGGACUGAGCCCUGUCGGCGACGAGAACGAAUUCACGAGGCAGAUGCAGAGCAGAAGUCGCACGAACUCAUAGCUUGGCGGCGGUAUGGCGGCACCGCCGGACGCCAGAAAAGGAAAGAGUCUUAGCUGAUCCGAGCUAAGACUCUGUUAUCUGCCCAAGUGGCUGUUGGGUCGAGGAACUGUGGCUUGAGCACAGAUGUGGGAAUGAGCGGGAGAGUGCUGCCUGUUGCACAUAAUUUUAUUUUGGAUUAUUUCUAUUGUCUGGGUCUUGUGACACGACAGAUUGAACACUCGAUCUGAUUUCUGCUGGGAGUAUCAUUACCUUUGGGAAGCUUCAUGCGGACUUUCUCGAAUGACUACUGAAACCGGCAUGGAUAUACCUUGGAAUGAACACUUCUUUAGGGUUUUGGAAGGAAGAAUCGACUUUUGCUGCUCUUGGGAGAAUGUAGAGAUCCGGCUUGAGCCUUUCAACGUGCGGCCGCACCAGCGAGAACUGCUGUUCAUGUGAUCAAUGUCAAAGUGCUGCC
Molecule: messenger RNA, 2021 nt
Organism: Cercospora beticola
Lineage: Eukaryota; Fungi; Ascomycota; Dothideomycetes; Mycosphaerellales; Mycosphaerellaceae
Source: RefSeq, a predicted model, not a curated record